AUGUCUCAACCAAACACAGCGCCAUCGAGCGACAACCCCCUCUCAUUCCUCACGCCCCAAAACCUCACAGUACAACCGCCCAUCAAAACAAACUCCAUCAAAAACUUCAACCCUGCUACCAUCGCCUCCGACGCUGCCUCCACCAACAUUGUCAUUCACCCGCGCUUCCCCAAACUCGCCACAACCUUCCUAAACCACAAACGACUCAAAGGCUCUCCUGCGGAAAAGGCCCUCUACACCCCAGCCUUCACAUGGCAAGACCUCACCUCGCGCCUCAUAACCGCCCGCCCGCUGGUGUUCAUGGGCUCGCACGACUACACGAUGCUCCGCGACGGACGGAGAAUCCCCGACCCGAGGACGCAGUGGGAUCGGAAUGGGACCGCGCGCGAGGGCGAGAAUGAGGAUUUGCGGUUGGAGAACUACCUCUCCUACGACGAGAUUUUGCUGAGUUCGUUGAUCGGCGUGAGUGGGCGGAGUUUCUUCAUCAAUGAUGGAGCCCGGAAUAACUGUGGAAGGCCGGGGAAGGAGGGGACGUUUGAGUCGAGAGGGGUGAUUGUGGGGUUGGUUGGGGCGCGGUUCGAGAGGAUGGGGAGGAUGGAUUCGAUCUUAAUGCUGCCGCCUAGCAAGGAGACGGUGCAGGAUGGAGAGGUCACGGCGAUGGUGUUGAAGAUCUUUGGGGUGGAGCGGGAUUCGAGGGUUUUGGAGGGGAAGAAGGGGUUUGAUGUCGGGGUGUAUCGGGCGAGGAUGCGGAUUACGGCGGAGAUCCUUUUGGCGGAAGCGGGGAGAUUUGUUGGGCUUGGGUUGGGGGUAUGGGAGCAUGAUGACUGUCAGGCGGAGGAGUACGUGCGGGCUUUUGGGGAGGCGAUUGGGCAGGUGGAUGUUUCGAAGAUAAGCACGAUCGAGUUUGCAUGGAUUGCGGUCUCGAGAGAGCGUCAGGAGGAAAUUGGGCUCGUGGCGAAGAAGAAGGGUAUCAGGGUGCUUUUCAGCAAGAGGAAUCCGGCGGCGAAGUUAGAGGGUGAUGGUGAAUUGCUCGUGCUGAGCUAUGCGUGGGACGGCAAUUCUUUCCCAGGGAACGAAUAUUGGUCGGGAAGUCUGAUGGAUUCUGGCGAUCCUGCGGCGGCGUGUAUGAGUACGAUUGGCGAGCUGCAUAACCCACUCGUCAAUCCGUACACCAAGAGGAUCGUUGUAGCGGGUUCGUAG
This is a messenger RNA of Zasmidium cellare ATCC 36951, 1200 nucleotides long. RefSeq lists its product as uncharacterized. The record is from RefSeq and is a predicted model, not a curated record. The transcript has 2 exons. NCBI's taxonomy places the organism in Eukaryota, Fungi, Ascomycota, Dothideomycetes, Mycosphaerellales, Mycosphaerellaceae. Bases 1 to 1200 code for a protein of 399 amino acids.